CAGUCCGGCCGCGCAUCCUCGCUCCCGCCGGCGCCCGCCCGGUGCUCGGGGCGGCAUGAAGCUGCGGGGCUGCGCUCCCCGGGGUCCCCCCGUCGGCCCCGCGGGGACCCCAGACCCGCGUCGCCGGGCGCCCCCCGGCCGCAACCCCUUCGUGCACGAGCUGCGCCUCGGCGCCCUCCGCAAGGCCCAGGUGACCCUGAUGACGGUGACCAUCUUCCCUGUGCGCCUGCUGCUGGCCGUCCUCAUGAUGCUGCUGGCCUGGCCACUGGCCUUGGUGGCCUCCCUGGGGCCCGAGGACCAGGAGCCAGAGCAGCCUGAGGCCUGGUGGCGGAGGCUGGUGGACGUGCUGCUGCGGGCGCUGAUGAGAGCCAUGUGGUUUGCGGGCGGCUUCCACCGUGUGGUGGUGAAGGGGCACCAGGCGCCCCCGUCCGAAGCCACCAUCCUCACACUGGCCCCACACUCGUCCUACUUCGAUGCCAUUCCCGUCACCAUGACCAUGUCCUCCAUUGUCAUGAAGGCCGAGAGCAGGGACAUCCCGGUGUGGGGAACUCUCAUCAAGUACAUCCGACCCGUGUUGGUGUCACGCUCCAACCAAGACUCACGCAGGAAGACGGUGGAGGAGAUUCGCCGGCGGGCGCAGGCGGGUGGGAGGUGGCCACAGAUCAUGAUCUUUCCUGAGGGCACCUGCACCAACAGAACUUGCCUCAUCACCUUCAAGCCAGGCGCCUUCAUCCCAGGGGUCCCUGUGCAGCCUGUGGUCCUGCGAUACCCCAACUCACUGGACACCAUCACAUGGACGUGGCAAGGACCCGGCGCGCUCAAGAUACUGUGGCUUACCCUGUGUCAGCCCCACAGCCGGGUGGAGAUCGAGUUCCUGCCUGUGUACAGCCCCUCAGAGGACGAGAAGCGAGACCCUGCCCUCUAUGCCAGGAACGUGAGGCGCGUCAUGGCUGACGCGCUGGGCGUCCCCAUCACUGACUACACCUUCGAGGACUGCCAGCUGGCCCUGGCGGGGGGCCCGCUCCGCCUCCCGGCCGACACCUGCCUCCUGGAGUUUGCACGGCUGGUGCGGGGCCUGGGGCUGAAGCCCGAGAAGCUGGAGCUGGAGCUGGAUCAGCUCUCCGAGGACGCGCGGCGGGGGCCCAGCCUGGACCUGUCCGGCUUCGCGGCCUUCCUGGGUCUCCCUGUCUCGGAUGCACUGGAGGACGUGUUCUCCCUAUUUGAUGAGGCUGGACGCGGCAAGGUGGACCCUCGGGAGUGCGUGGUGGCACUGUCUGUCGUCUGCCGACCGGCCAAGCCCCUGGCCACCAUGCAGCUGGGCUUCCAGAUGUACGGGGCCCCCGAGGAUGGCAGCCUGGAGGAGGGAGCACUGGGCAGUGUCCUCCAGAGUGCCCUGGGCGUGGCCCAGCUCAGCAUGGCCAGGCUCUUUCGUGCCAUGGACGAGAGGCAGCACGGCCGGGUCACGUUUGCUGACUUCAGCAGGUUCGUGGAGCUGCACCCCGACUUUGUGGGGGAGUACCUGUACCCCCAGGGGCCAGGGCUCAAGGGCUGUGCGCAGGACCCGCCGGCCCCCACCCCCAAUGGCUUCUGCGCCGACUUCAGCCCCGAGGGUCCGGGUGCGGACAAGAAGCCGCUGUGGAAGAAGCUGGACUAGGACAGGAGGCCCCGACCGACCGGCCUGGGGGCUGCACCUCUCCUAGGCCAGUCCAGAGCCAGGGGCCACCACGCCUACACAGUUCUCACUGCCAGCCGAGGCUGGGGGCAUGGGCUCCCUCCCUGUCCCAGGGGGCUGCCCCCCGGUUUUGCCGUCUCCCUGUGGCAGGAGUCCACGGCCUUUUGUGACCUCAUUUAGAUAUCUCCGGAACAUUCCACGUUUUUUUAAAGACAAGCGUUUUUCUACUUCCCUUCGGGCCUCAGAAGCUUCCUCAGGCCUCUCGGGGCCUCCCAUCCCCAUCUCCCUCCCGCCCAGGCUGAUGAGCCGCGAGGUGACCGGCAUAGGGUGGCCACCCCAAGGCACAGAAGGAGACGUCCUGCCUGCACAUGAAGGCCCCUCCCCUGGGGCCCGACGCAGCUGUGGACGGAUGUCCCCCUCCAUGUCCCUCUGCCCAGCAGUGGGGUUCUGCUGUGAAUGUACAUAAUUCAGGGGGCACCCUCAGGCUGGCGGCUGAGGGGUAAAUAAAAGCUUCUGGCUGA
Erinaceus europaeus (western European hedgehog) is the source of this 2193-nucleotide messenger RNA. It is a transcript of the gene LPCAT1, whose product is annotated as lysophosphatidylcholine acyltransferase 1. The coding region runs from base 56 to 1654 and encodes 532 amino acids. The record is from RefSeq and is a predicted model, not a curated record. Gene Ontology annotation, molecular function: calcium ion binding. The transcript has 14 exons. NCBI's taxonomy places the organism in Eukaryota, Metazoa, Chordata, Mammalia, Eulipotyphla, Erinaceidae.